Xyrauchen texanus (razorback sucker) is the source of this 1546-nucleotide messenger RNA. RefSeq names its product solute carrier family 25 member 3a (gene slc25a3a). NCBI's taxonomy places the organism in Eukaryota, Metazoa, Chordata, Actinopteri, Cypriniformes, Catostomidae. The record is from RefSeq and is a predicted model, not a curated record. Gene Ontology annotation, molecular function: phosphate transmembrane transporter activity. The transcript is spliced from 8 exons. Bases 244 to 1317 code for a protein of 357 amino acids. Gene Ontology annotation, biological process: mitochondrial phosphate ion transmembrane transport. Gene Ontology annotation, cellular component: mitochondrial inner membrane.
UCUAGAAUUUAGUAACCGUAGAACACAUGCAUCACUUACUUGUGUUACAAUGUAAAUAUGCCCAAAAAGCACAUCUUUCAAAUGUGUCACAUCUGAAUGUGAACUCGCAGUGUGAUGACGUCAGAGAAGGUCAGAAUGAUUUAGUCUGAGGUCAUUAGAUGUCUUGAAUUCACCUGCCACUAACUGCACCCUGGAGGCAACAACCUACAAUUAACCAACCUUACUGGUAAAAAAACAAAUAAAAUGUAUCCAAGCACCUUAAUGCAGCUGGCAUGGUCGAGUCCUUUCCAUACUCCUGUGUUCACCUGUAAACAUGUAGAUGAUCAGAAACCAGAGAGCAGGCAGACAAAACGUCAACUAGCUGCAGCAUCUCAUGAUGAUGCAGAUGUGAGCUGUGAAUAUGGGUCAAAUAAAUUUUACGCCAUUUGUGGUUUUGGUGGGGUUUUAAGUUGUGGUCUCACACACACUGCAGUCGUGCCCCUUGACCUCAUUAAAUGCCGCAUCCAGGUGGACCCGGUUAAAUACAAGUCCAUCUUCAAUGGCUUCUCUGUCACCUUGAGAGAGGAUGGCAUCAGGGGGCUGGGGAAAGGGUGGGCCCCUACAUUCAUUGGUUAUUCCAUGCAAGGCCUUUGCAAGUUUGGUUUCUAUGAAGUCUUUAAGGCUCUGUACAAUGACAUGCUUGGAGAGGAGAACGCUUAUCUCUGGAGAACCUCUGUUUACCUGGCUGCUUCUGCAAGUGCUGAAUUUUUUGCUGAUAUUGCGCUGGCCCCUAUGGAAGCAUGCAAAGUUCGAAUCCAGACCCAGCCAGGCUAUGCCAACACCCUGAGAGAGUGUGCCCCCAAAAUGCAUGCUGAGGAAGGGAUAAAAGCGUUCUAUAAGGGUGUUUAUCCCCUGUGGUUGAGGCAGAUCCCUUACACCAUGAUGAAGUUUGCUUGUUUUGAGCGUACUGUGGAGAUGCUGUAUAAGUACAUAGUACCAAAACCCCGCAGCGAGUGCUCCAAACCUGAACAACUAGUAGUGACCUUUGUUGCCGGUUACAUUGCUGGUGUGUUCUGUGCUGUGGUGUCCCAUCCCGCUGACUCUGUGGUGUCUCUACUGAACAAUGAGAAAGGCAGUACAGCUGUUCAGGUGCUGAAAAGACUUGGACCUGCUGGUGUGUGGAAGGGGCUUUUUGCUCGCAUCAUUAUGAUUGGCACACUGACAGCCCUUCAGUGGUUCAUCUACGACUCAGUGAAGGUGUAUUUCCGCCUGCCCCGCCCACCACCCCCAGAGAUGCCCGAGUCCCUUAAGAAGAAGAUGGGUCUCCUUGACUACUAGACUACUCCCUUAACAACCAGAUCCAGAGUUACUAAAGCUUUUUUCCACAUGUACCACAUGUAAUAUGCUCCCAUAGUUCAUGGUUGAAGAACAGAGUUACUUCUCAGUACUGAACACACCAUGCAUGACACUGUGAAUAUCACUAGACAGACAUGCUGUGAAUAUCAAUAAUGUCACUGUAUGUCUGUAUGAAUAUUAGAGUAAAAUUAAUAACCCACUUAAUCUGUUG